Molecule: messenger RNA, 535 nt
Organism: Paramecium pentaurelia
Lineage: Eukaryota; Ciliophora; Oligohymenophorea; Peniculida; Parameciidae
Source: the annotation of a GenBank genome assembly
AUGAGAGAAGCUAGAAAAAUUUUUAGAUUAGCUAAAACUUUAAAUGAAAUUUAAUAAAUCAUAGAAAUGAUAAAAGAAAAUUCAGAAAAUCUAAAUGAAAUAAUACGAGCAUUAAAAAUAUUUACAAGAAUAUGGUAUGCACUAUUUUGGUAUCAUAUAAUAAUAUACUAGGUUUUUUGAUAAUCUUAGUAUAUUGUCAUAAAUUUAGAUAAUAAAAUAAAAUCCAAAGGUAUUACAUAAAAUUGCAAUGACUUUUUGGACAAUUGGAUUAAUUACUAAUUUAUUUGAGACUUUUAGAGAGCUAAUUGGAAAUUUAUCUUCAAUGAAAAAAAUUUAAAAAUCAGCUGACUCUAAGGAAAUAAAAAAAAGAAUUAAUACAAAUUGCUUAAAUCUUAUAAAAAAUUUAUGUGACUUAAUUCCAGCAGGAACAGGCAGUGAUUUUUUCUAUAAGAUAUUUUCUUAUAAACCAAAUGAUGCAUUGGUUGGAUGUGGAGGAUUUUUAGCAGGAGCAAUAUCAACAUGUCAAACUUUUUGA